Messenger RNA from Sphaerodactylus townsendi, 2373 nucleotides. RefSeq names its product calpain-8-like. Gene Ontology annotation, molecular function: calcium-dependent cysteine-type endopeptidase activity; calcium ion binding. Gene Ontology annotation, cellular component: cytoplasm. The coding region runs from base 1 to 2109 and encodes 702 amino acids. The record is from RefSeq and is a predicted model, not a curated record. The transcript has 21 exons. Lineage: Eukaryota; Metazoa; Chordata; Lepidosauria; Squamata; Sphaerodactylidae. Gene Ontology annotation, biological process: proteolysis.
AUGGCAAGUGUAGCCAUUAAACUGGCCCGAGAGAAGGCAGCAUUAGAAGGUCUUGGUUCCAAUGCCCGGGCAGUGAAGUACUUAAACCAGGAUUUCCAGGCUCUAAGGAGGCAGUGCUUGCAGUCUGGUAGUCUCUUUAAAGAUGAAGAAUUCCCUGCUUGCCCUUCUGCUCUUGGCUACAGGGAUUUGGGGCCAUAUUCUCCCAAAACUCAAGGCAUUGUCUGGAAACGACCCCCCGAUCUAGUCCCGAAUGCACAAUUCAUUGUUGGAGGAGCAAGUCGAACAGAUAUUCGUCAAGGAGCCCUGGGUGAUUGCUGGCUUUUGGCAGCCAUUGCAUCUCUCACAUUGGAUCAAGAAAUAUUAGAUCGAGUUGUUCCCAAAGAUCAAAGCUUUCAGAGAGACUAUGCUGGGAUCUUUCAUUUCCAGAUCUGGCAAUAUGGAGUGUGGGUAGAUGUUGUAGUUGAUGACCGGCUCCCCACCAAAAAUGGGCAGCUAGUUUUUCUGCACUCAGAAGAAGGAAAUGAGUUUUGGAGUGCCCUGUUGGAGAAGGCCUAUGCCAAGUUGAAUGGCUCCUAUGAGGCUCUUUCUGGAGGAUCUUCUCUAGAAGGUUUUGAAGAUUUCACUGGUGGCAUCUGUGAAUCUUAUGACCUUAGGAAAGCCCCACCCAACCUGUUCCAAAUCAUCUGGAAGGCCUUACAAACUGGUUCAUUGUUGGGUUGCUCCAUUGAUAUCACCAGUGCAGCUGAAACAGAAGCAAUCACAAGUAAGAAGCUAGUCAAAGGUCAUGCAUACUCUGUUACUGGAGCAGAAGAGGUUAACUACCGCGGACGCCCAGAGAAACUAGUCAGGAUAAGAAAUCCGUGGGGUGAAGUGGAAUGGACUGGAGCAUGGAGUGAUAAUGCUCCUGAGUGGAAUUAUAUUGACCCCGCACAAAAAAGGGCUCUGGAUAAGCAAGCAGAUGAUGGUGAAUUUUGGAUGUCCUUCUCAGAUUUUCAGAGGCAGUUUACAAGACUUGAGAUUUGCAACUUGACUCCUGACACCCUGUCAAGCAGUGAGGUUCAUAAAUGGAGCCAGUCCUUGUUCAAUGGACAGUGGCGGAGAGGAUCUACAGCUGGUGGAUGCCAAAAUUAUCCAGCAACAUACUGGACCAACCCUCAGUUUAAAAUUAGGCUGGAUGAGCCAGACAAUGACACUGAAGGAAAUGAGAGUGAGCCGUGUUGCACAGCACUGGUGGGCCUGAUGCAGAAGAAUCGCAGGAGGCAGAAGAGGAUGGGGGAAGGUCUGCUCAGUAUCGGAUAUUCCCUUUAUCAGGUUCCAAAAGAGUUGGGAAAUCAAACGGAUGUUCACCUAAGCAGAGAUUUCUUCCUAAGAAACAGAGCCGUGGCUCGCUCUGACACCUACAUCAACCUGCGUGAAGUCUCAAAACGCUUCCACCUGCCUCUAGGAGAGUACCUCAUUGUGCCAUCCACCUUUGAGCCUUUCAAAGAUGGCGAGUUCUGCCUCAGGGUCUUCUCUGAGAAACAUGCUCAAACUCAGGAAAUUGGUGAUAAGGUGGUUGCCAAUCCAUAUGAGCCUCAUGUUGCUGACAACAGCAUAGACAGUGAGUUCAAGAGCCUGUUUCAGAAACUCUCUGGUGAGGAUUGUGAAAUGACUGCAAAUGAACUUCAGACAAUUCUGAAUAGAGUCAUAUCAAAGAGAACAGACAUUAAAAGUGAUGGAUUUGGCAUAAACACCUGCAGGGAGAUGAUCAGCCUCUUAGAUAGCAAUGGAACUGGUACCCUGGGGGUUACAGAAUUCAAGAUACUUUGGAUGAAGAUUCGGAAAUACCUGGAAAUUUAUACAGAAGUAGAUACAGACAAAUCUGGAACCAUAGAUGCACAUGAAAUGAGAAAUGCCCUCAAAGAAGCAGGCUUCACUCUGAAUAACAAGAUCCAGCACAGUAUUGCUAUCCGCUAUGCCUGCAGCAAGCUGACCAUUGACUUUGAUGGCUUUGUGGCCUGCAUGAUUCGCCUGGAGACUCUUUUCAAAAUGUUUCAGAUCUUAGACAAGGAUGAGCGUGGAGUUGUCCAACUCACUCUGGCUGAGUGGCUGUGUGCAACGUUGGUUUAAGGAACAAUUUUAGAAUUCAUUUGAGAACUCUACAGCUUUUUAACCAAGAAGCUUUUGAGAAAAAGAAACUAUUCUAUCUGUGUCUUCAAGAUAAGAAGAAUGAAUAGAUAUGUCUGUCAAUACUUUUUUAAAAAUGUAGAAUGCUCAUUUGGAAAAUAAACAUCACCAAUAAGUAGAAACUAAAAUGACUAAAUUGAGGCUAUUAUAUUUUGGUCACAUUAUAAAAAUGCAAGACUCACUGGAAAAGACAACAAGCUAGAAAAA